Messenger RNA from Trypanosoma theileri, 522 nucleotides. RefSeq lists its product as uncharacterized. The transcript has a single exon. The record is from RefSeq and is a predicted model, not a curated record. Lineage: Eukaryota; Euglenozoa; Kinetoplastea; Trypanosomatida; Trypanosomatidae. The coding region runs from base 1 to 522 and encodes 173 amino acids.
AUGGAAAGGGUUACCUUUUCUAUUUUGCAUCGGAAACUCGCCUUCGUUAACUUUGAUGGCUGGGACGCCGUGACAGAGGAGGAUGUUUACAAAGGCGUUCCGCGCUGCUAUGCGAUGUUUAUGCGCACUUUCCUCUUUUCUUUCCCCCGCGCCACUGCAGCUUUGAUGCGCAAGUAUCCAUGGUUCUGUAUCGAAGCAGAAGACGCGUCUCUCGGUCAGGCUGUUUUGCGCUUGUUGGGUCAGGAGUUGGGACACAAACCUUCUCUAACACCAAUGCAGUUUAUAGCCCCCAAAUAUGCUUCCACAAAAAUGAAAGCAUGUAUAGAAUUGUUUGAUCUUUUAAGUGGAUGGGAAACUCGUGAGAAGGAUCGUGAAGCAUCACACACUAUCAUGGGUGGUGCCAUGGCACAAAAAAAAGAACCGCAUCUGAUUACUCAAGACUCCUUCUCGCAUCAUUUGGAGAGAGAGUUGAAUCAUAUAAAUCAAAGAAAAAAGGCACUUGAUCGUAUAACUCGUGUGUAA